Molecule: messenger RNA, 1794 nt
Organism: Cadophora gregata
Lineage: Eukaryota; Fungi; Ascomycota; Leotiomycetes; Helotiales; Ploettnerulaceae
Exons: 4
Coding region: 1-1794 (597 amino acids)
Cellular component (GO): MBF transcription complex; SBF transcription complex
Molecular function (GO): DNA binding; transcription regulator activity
Source: RefSeq, a predicted model, not a curated record
AUGCUAUCCGUGGCAUCGCUUCUAAACCCUGUCAAGCCCGAACCGUGGGCCUUACGACGUUUAGAUAGUCCUUCUUCACCACUGUGCUCCUCCUCAUCAACCUCUGGUAGCCCAUUCUUGUCACUCACAAAUCAAUCUUCUUCCAAAAAAGCAAAGAUGACCAAGGACGGUGCUGUUUUUAGCAAGGGAACGCCUAAAGGCGAGGUCAAUUUCCCACCGUUUGAGCGCUUUGACGAGGACGUUCUCCGAGAGGUCCAGAAGUUCCAGAUCUACCCGCUCGGGAACAUCCAGGAAUACGCCCAGCACAUUCCGUAUAACAGCGAGAAGAAAACCUUCCUCGAAAAGACCGGCAGAGAGAGCUUCGAAGUGUUCAAGUAUGUUUUCAAAGUGCCUGGAGACGACAAGGAAUACGUUGUCAUGUGGGAUUAUAACGUCGGACUCGUUCGCAUUACACCUUUCUUUAAAUGCUGCAAAUAUUCGAAGACAACCCCAGCCAAAAUGCUGAACAUGAAUCCUGGCCUCAAGGAGAUCACUCACAGCAUUACAGGUGGCGCUCUUGUAGCACAAGGUUACUGGAUGCCCUACUCCUGCGCCCUCGCAGUUUGUACAACCUUCUGCUCACACCUCGCUGGCGCUCUGAUCCCCAUCUUCGGUCCAACCUUCCCCUCACUCUGCGUACUACCCGAAGCCCCCGAACAUGGCCGCAUGAUAAUCGACAGCCAGACCGUCCGCGAAGCCGCCGCCGAGGCCGAGGCCUUUCGCGUGCAAUACAGCAGGUUCUCUGCUGUGCCAUCCUCCGGCCGCGAGAGCUACUCUCCCAUUCACUCCAGCGAUCGUGACCGCAUGUCCUCGAAUCCCAACAUGCGCCAUACACCCCCGAGCCUUGGCCGUCGUCUGCGUGUUAGGCGAACUUUCGGUGCGGACAGUCCAUAUGGCUUGACGACCGAUACGGAUUUCGAUGGAAAUGCCAGCGAGAGCAGCGGCGAUGGAUAUCACCUCAGCCCUAUCACACCCGCCAGUACAAGUAGCAUACUAUCUGCUUCCCAUACGCAGUCUCACUCCAUGUCUCAGCCCCAGCUCCACGGUCACGAUCAUGGCCAUGGUCACGGCCAAGGUCAAAGUCAACAUCAGUACCCUGUUCAGUUCAACCAACCAACUAUGACCGGCUGGCACACCCACAACAUGACAGCUCACAAUGCCAACUUGGCUAUCAAUAUCUCGCCCCGCGGUCACGGUCCCUACCAUGAACACUCAUACAACGUACCCAACCCAAAUACCUUUCUCAGUGCCAUUCCUCGCUCCACUGGCCUCGACAUUCCCAUGACUGGCACCGGUACCUGGCGCUCUGGCCCUUCCAAGCGCCGUGUCGAAGAAGUUGAUGCAGACGACGAGUAUGAUUGUGACGAUGAUUGUGACGGCGAGACUGCCAGUAUCGCUACGAAUGACAAGGAUAGUGCGGAUGGUAAGGUUGUGGGUGUGAGUAUGGCUAAGGGUAGUGUGAAUGGAGGUGAUGGUAGAGGUGGAAGUGGAAAUGAUAAAGAGAUGGAGGGUGUGGGUGAUGCGGAGAGAACCGCUGCUUGGUUGUUGGUGAAGCUUAGUAUGGGAGAUGCAGAGCUCGGAGCGAGGAGUCAGGCGGAGAUGAAGAAGGGUGUGAGUACAGGUUUGGUGAGUGGUGUUGGAGCUGGCGUUGGAGAUGGUGUCGGAGCUGGACGUGGUAAUACUGCUGGGGUCGGAUCUCGACCUGGUAGCUGCCAAGGUCCGAGGAUAAAGAGACGUCGGGCGACGUCCAUGUGA